This is a messenger RNA of Auanema sp. JU1783, 408 nucleotides long. Lineage: Eukaryota; Metazoa; Nematoda; Chromadorea; Rhabditida; Rhabditidae. The record is from the annotation of a GenBank genome assembly.
AUGAUCGUUAUAAGCAAUGAACAUACGACGACGACGUCUACUCGAAAAACCCAUCAAAUGUCCAAGGCGGAGAUGAGACAAGUUGUAGCCAUCGCUGUACUUCAUCGAUUGCACGAAUGGUGUGUUCAACUAUUUUGGAUAACCAUUCUAUGUGUGAUGGGAUGCUGUGGAGAUGAGAAGUCUACUUCUGAUCUCAAGAAAUCCAAUAGCUUAUAUCUCACUUCAUCUGACAAUCGAAGAGCAUCUAUCCGACACAAUCUUGCUGAAAUCGAAUUAAAAGUUCUCCGUCAUUUGACUGCUCCACAACUUAUUCGAGGAAAUCGCUCAUCUUCCCGAAGUUCCAAAAGACGGCCACUAUCACGUCCACCCAGUCCACAGCUGUUUGCCAUAGCUGAAGAGCAAGAAUAA